Molecule: messenger RNA, 2151 nt
Organism: Toxotes jaculatrix (banded archerfish)
Lineage: Eukaryota; Metazoa; Chordata; Actinopteri; Toxotidae
Gene: dap
Product: death-associated protein
Exons: 4
Coding region: 182-496 (104 amino acids)
Biological process (GO): negative regulation of autophagy; cellular response to amino acid starvation; apoptotic signaling pathway
Molecular function (GO): death domain binding
Source: RefSeq, a predicted model, not a curated record
GUCAUCACGCAUCGUUUCCAAACAAUGCUCGGGGAAAAAGCCACGUUGACGAUCCAGACAGAAGUGUAGUGCUAAAUUGCAGGCACACUAAAGCGGGUUCAUUUUUGUUUGUUUAUUUUGCUGUGUUUGUCAGGCGCUCUGGUUCCUUCCCUCACGCCCCAGACUCCACGUCGGAGCCGCGAUGUCAUCACCGCCGAAGGAGAAAGUCGAAACCAAAGGAGGACAUCCCCCUGCAGUGAAGGCAGGAGGUAUGAGGAUAGUGCAGAAGCACCAGCCGGCUCCUACUCCAGAACCAUCACAGAAAGAUGACAAUGAGGAGUAUGUCAGCAGCAGUCCACCAAAGGCCCCUGUGAUUGUGUCUGGAGUGGUUACAAAGGGUGACAAGGACUUCACCCCGGCAGCUGCCCAGGUGGCCCACCAGAAGCCCCAGCCGUGUGUCCCCAAGCUGCCUCCUGCCCAGCACAUCAACCAGCACAUCCACCAGCCCCGCAAGUGAGCCAAGCAGCAGCAGGCUACAGUGGCUACGCUAACUCCACCAGCCAGCCUUCCAAAUGGAACACAUGAGAUGAAGGUGUUUCCCCACUGGGCACAGAUCUCCUCCAAAUAAUCAGAGUAAUUUUUGCUAGCCAAAUUCCAAUACAGCUAUUGUAGAAGUCCCACUCUUUACAUCCUUGCUGCAUUGGUGCUGCACUUUUAGUUCUGCAAUGUGGGGCCUCUCCUUAAAAGGGGUUGCGCUCACAGUUGUAAAGUCUUAAGAUGGUGUAAAUUGGCAGAGGGUCUUCUAAAAUGGCUAUGUAUGUUGGAAUUGAUCUUAGAUUUAAGUCUGUGGGGGGGGGACUCUCUCUCAACCAAUGUGCUGACCAAUAAUGGAUCACCACAACCAACCGAUCACUGCAAACCCAUCAAUCAGGCCAACUAACCAACCAAUCACCUCACAGUGAUUAGCCCAAAGCUCCAUCCUUCUACCUAUGAUCUUCACAGACCAAAAGAACCAAUCAACAAAUCACGCGCUGGUCACCAGUUUUACAUCAUCACCACAAACCAAAAAGAACACAAUGCAGCCUCUAAAUUACGAGAACCUGUUCAGUGUGAGCAUGUGAUUGAGAUUCUCACCAACUUGCACGCAUAGACCAGAGAAAUCUAAACUAGUUACACAAGAGCAUUAACCAGUUAUUAGCCUAAAUGCUAAGGUUACCAACUUUUUUUUGAAAAACAUUCCAUUUGACCUUUUCCCCCCAUAUCCCCACCAGAAAUGUCCAUCAAAAUUAGAGAUAUAGUGCCUGCAGUUGAAAUUUGUUAAUAUAUUCCCUCUUAAGAAGAAAUUUGACAUUUUUUGAUUUUAUAGAUGCCCUAGAAGGAGAUGCAAAACAUGACCCAUUUCUCUGUAAUGAUGGCUGUUAUCACCAAAAUAGCUGCUUGAUGCAUGUCAUUAAUGUCAUGACUCAAGAUGGCUACCUACAGUAGAAACUAAUUUUGCUUUUCGGCCAUAGAAAAAAACUGCCUGGCUUUUGCUACAAUUUCCUCCUGUGUCACUGUUAUUGCCUUUUUUUGAACAGGGAAGAGCCUUACUCUUUUCUGAUCUGCUCUCCAAACAAUGAUAACAAAUUUAAAUGCAAACUCAACCUGCUUCAUCAUAAAAGUUUCCCAGCAGUGCCUUAUUGUUUGGAUGCUUCGAUGUUUUGACUUGUUUGACCCGCGCAGAUUUGCAUUUUAUCUCCUACACACCAGAGUCAGCUGGGAUGAAAAUGGGGGCAAAAAUGGAAUGAAAUCUAAAGAAAGCUAAUUACUGUGAAGCAGCUGCGGGAUGUUAACAUUAAUGUUAACCUUAACACCACAAGGGAGUUUCUGUGCUUUAUUAUGAGCUGAACAAAUCAUUGCAGAGAACAGUGGGUCAGGAUAGUGAGACUCUUGGCUGUAAAAUGAAGGUGAAGACGUUAACAUAUUAGGAAACCAGCACAACACGUUCCAUAGAAAAGUGUUUGAACAAAUAUUUCAACCAUGUGACAGUUUAUCAGUAUACAGAAAAUGCAAUAUUUUGUUAUUUCCACAAGUCAGGGUAUCUGCAGAUAUGGCUCUUGGCAUAUCAGGAAUCUGUAUCAGCCUCCCCCCUCUAAAAAAAAAAAAAAACAACAAUCCAGAUCAGAAUUUCCC